GAAUUCAUCGGCAGACAGACAGCUUGCUCAAAUCAUUAAUUUGGAUCUCAAAAUGGCUGACUCAGAUAUCAAAGUUAAAGAAUUGGAAAAGCGUGCUUCAGGCCAAGCAUUUGAGCUUAUUCUGAGUCCUCCAUCAACUGAUGCAGCUCCUGAUCUUUCAAUAUCUUCUCCAAAGAAAAAGGAAUGCUCAUUGGAAGAAAUUCAGAAGAAGUUGGAGGCUGCAAAGGAGAGAAGGAAGCUACAUGAGGCAGAGAUUCUGAAACAACUUGCUGAAAAGCGUGAGCAUGAGAGAGAAGUUCUACAAAAAGCAAUUGAAGAGAAUAAUAACUUCAGCAAAAUGGCAGAAGAAAAGCUAACUUCAAAAAUGGAAACUAAUAAAGAGAAAAGAGAAGCUCAAAUGGCUGCCAAACUGGAGAGAUUGCAAGAGAAGGAUAAGAAAGUGGAAGAAAUUCGAAGGGGAAAAGAGUCCAAAGAUGUUUGUGAAAACUGAGUCAUUUUGUGUCAAUUGACCACAGCAUUGCAAGGCUAAUAAUG
This is a messenger RNA of Pelobates fuscus (common spadefoot toad), 534 nucleotides long. Its product is annotated as stathmin-1-A-like. The transcript has a single exon. Gene Ontology annotation, biological process: neuron projection development; regulation of microtubule polymerization or depolymerization; microtubule depolymerization. Gene Ontology annotation, cellular component: neuron projection; cytoplasm. Gene Ontology annotation, molecular function: tubulin binding. Bases 53 to 490 code for a protein of 145 amino acids. NCBI's taxonomy places the organism in Eukaryota, Metazoa, Chordata, Amphibia, Anura, Pelobatidae. The record is from RefSeq and is a predicted model, not a curated record.